AUGGAGCAGCGCGAAAGGCGAGACACUUCUAAGGAGAGCCUGGAAGGUGUGUCGAGUGCCGGGAAUGAUAUUUUACUGCUCCGAACUUUCGAUAAUUAUUUUUCUCAGUUUGGUCAGGCAGACAUGAAGACGGCCGCGGUAGCAGCAUCAGCACCGGCAGGAGGACAAUUUGUUACAAAAUGGAAGUCGUCCUAGCAGCCUGGACUCGUGUAGGCUCGACAGGCUGCACUGGCUUUCACAUCAGUCGCCAUUAAUGGGCUGUGUUAGUGCUCCCAGAGUAAGCUCCGUGUGAUUGGGUGGGCGGGGGAGCAAUAUCGAAGUUUUAAGCGAUGAGUGACCUGAUUUGCAUCCUACGAUCAGCCCUUCUCGAAGAUCACUCCAUUAGUUAGCUGGCGGCGAAACCACGGAAGGUGACUUUUCACUUAGAUGAAAUGCAUCAGUCUGGCUACUUUUAAACUCUCAGGCCGCAUUAAACGGAGAGACUGAGAGUAAAACAGUGAAGGGAAUUUUCUUUAACAUUCCCGGGAUUCGUAUUUUUUUAAAUUAAUUCGCGGGAAUUGAAGCAAAUUUGCAAGCGGACACGAACAACUCGGACACUGCGUAACUUGGAGGCGGCCUAUAUAUGGCGGCUGAAACCAGACCUAUGUACCCAGUUGGAAAAUGUGAUUAUCCUAACUAUGCCGUGGUAACCUGUAGCUCCUUGAUUUUUACAUUUCCCCUUUCCUGUUUGCUUGUUACUGUUUCCCCACUAUCCGUUCUCAUACUGCGUUUAAGUUACUAAUUUUAAUGACUAGCCUACGUUACCCCAUGCCAUGACCUUGCUGUGUGGCAUUGAUUUACUGUAUGAAUUCAAAUUAUGCUAUUCUUCUUACUCGUUAUUUAUUUCAUGAAACGAUAAUACGCAGCUGAUGAGCCGUCGUGCAAUUUGUUGGUUUCAAUAAAUUUUGCUUUGCAUGCUUGCUUCAACGUCGUAGAGGGAAAAAGUGUUUCAUAAUUCAUGAGAGGUAAUCCUUGCCAUACCUUUGCGCCUCUUCUCUAUCUCUUUUUAAUGCCUUUCCGAUUUUUUUAAAUCAGACUAAAAGACGGUCGAGCAUACGGUCACAGGCGGUAGAAUAUUGUGAACAUGUGGUCUUUGCUAGAACAUAAAUGAAAAAUAAUAACUGCCUGUUUUCGGUCCGGUCAACACCCAAGUCAGUGUUGAGUCAUCAGUUUUCUGGCCAAAUGGAGGUCAUUCAUGUGCCCACAGAUUAAUUCUGCCCUGAAGCAGAGCUAGCAAUGCUUUGAACUUUCAGCAAGGCUUCCGUGCCCUGACCCCUUGUUUUCUCCCUAAGGACACAAACAGACACAACCCUGUUUUCCAUUGUCCGAUUUUGUUGAAGAGGAGGAAGACAUUAAAUGCGGUGAGGAAAAUCCCAAUUCCAAGCCGCCUCAUUCCACUCUCCCAUCCCCCUUCAACGCAGUAGACUUAACCCCGUUCUUUACAUGCCUCGUCGGUACUAAUGAUGAGGUUGGUGAUGAUGAUAAUUAUGGUGGUGGUGGUGGGGGUGGUGAUGAUGAUGAUGACGAGCCGAGAUGA
Molecule: messenger RNA, 1576 nt
Organism: Spirometra erinaceieuropaei
Lineage: Eukaryota; Metazoa; Platyhelminthes; Cestoda; Diphyllobothriidea; Diphyllobothriidae
Source: the annotation of a GenBank genome assembly